Messenger RNA from Anopheles gambiae (African malaria mosquito), 945 nucleotides. RefSeq names its product RIP-like protein (gene Ripalpha). Bases 126 to 746 code for a protein of 206 amino acids. NCBI's taxonomy places the organism in Eukaryota, Metazoa, Arthropoda, Insecta, Diptera, Culicidae. Gene Ontology annotation, cellular component: nucleus. The record is from RefSeq and is a predicted model, not a curated record. Gene Ontology annotation, biological process: protein import into nucleus. The transcript is spliced from 2 exons.
AAACACAACAAACCGCUGUCAACCAAGCAAGAGCCCGCGCUUGGUGCUCGCCACUUUGGUAAACACCAUUUUGUGCGUCCGUCUUCUUUUAUACCGUGCAUCAUUGAAUUGUGCUUUUAGUCACGAUGGAGCUCAUCAAUCCUAGUCCAUCGACUCACCAGACUACUGUGGCCGAUAAGCUACGCUCGAAGGAUGCGGCCAGACGGUUCAAGUACGGUUCGCCGAAGCUGGUCGAUAUGAUGCGUGAGAAGUGUCGCAUCCGCAUCAAGGAAGCCCGCAACGAUCAGUUCCUCAAGAAGCGAAACAUUCUGCUGGAGGAGAAAUCUUUUCUAGCAUCGAUUGUACGCGAGGAGCUGUCGGAGCUCGAGCACGACAUUGCCCUGCAGGAGCUGAUCUACAAGGAGCUGAUGGAGGACGCGGAACAGUGGCUGUUUUACGAGCAGGCGGAAAACUAUCUCAUCGACACGUACGACACGGACGCCGUGUUCUGUCCGAUCUGCGAGCAUAGCGUGCUGCAGCUCGAUAGCGCCGCGAAGCUGCUCAACUGUUCCUGCGGUGUACGGCUGCGGUACGCUGGGACAAUGGAGGAUUUCAAUAAGCUGGUGUCGGAUACUAUCGCUCAGCACGCGGCGGCGCGUUGUGCGAGCAAUUUACAGUUUUUCACCGAACCCAUCGUGGAUGUAGAUUUUGUGCAGCUGAACGCUUUCUGUCUCGGCUGUGACUAUUACCGUGAGCUAACGAGCUAAGGGCAUACUAGGGCGAGGAGAGUUUUGUUUUUUUCUGUGUAUUGUUUUUGUAUUACGUUUUGCUUUUUAAAUUGUGUUGUCUAUUAGUCCCCCGUUUGCGUAUUGAUAAGCUACUGUUGUAUUUACUGCGACACUUCCUCAAAUCGGCGAUUUAGGCAAACCAUAAUUGUAUAAUAAAUGUAUGUUUGCACUUUGGAAA